AUGUCAGACAAUUCAGAACACUCUCAUUCUACUUCACAAUCAACAAAAUCAUCAAUGUCUUCAUCUUCAACUGUAAGCUCAAAUGAAAAAGAAAACCAACAACAAGUAGAAACACCUGUUUCUCAAGAACCAACACCAUCACCAAGACCUGUUGUUGUUGAAGAAAAACCAGAAACACCACUUGCUCAACCAGCUGAAUUAACUGUUGAAGAAAUUGGAGGAUCACCAUCUGCUUCUAGUUCACCAGAUAUUCCACCAGUAGAAAUUGCAAAACCAUCAAGUGUAUCUCCACAAGAAGAAAAUAAAGCAGAAGAACAAAAAGAAGUUCAAGAACCACCAAGAGCAUUUUCUAAACCAAUUUCACCAUUUAUUAAUGGAGAAGAAGAAAUUUGUAAUUUUAACGGAAAAUUAACAGAAGAACAACAAAAGAGAUUAGUUAAUAAUAAUGAAACAUUAGCAUCAUUAUAUAAUAAAGCUAAAGCAUAUGAAAAGAAAGCAUAUACUGUUCUUGGAAAUAAAAUAAGAGAAAAAACAUGGAAAGAAUUUAUUAAUGAUGUAGAAGGAUUUGCAUGUGGAUUUUUAAAACAAACACAUAAAGCAGUUAUUAUUUCAAUGGCAAAUAGUGAAAAUGCAUAUUCUAUUGGAUUUGCAGCAAUGUUAACAGGAAGAUAUGUUUGUUAUGUUAAUCCAACAUUACCAACAUAUAGAUUUGAAUCAAUUGUUAAUUUAAUAAAUGCAGAUGUUGCAUUUAUUGAUAAUACUAUUAUUGAUAAUUUCAAAGAAGUUCAAAAAACACAUGAGAACUUACAACUUGUCAUUGUUGGAACUGAUGUUGGAAAAGAUAAAAACCUUUGUUCAAUGAGUGUUUACUUUAAUGAAAAAGUUGAUAAAACAGCAUUUGAAGAGCAAUUAAAAGAAUUAAAACCAGAAACAGUAGCAGAAAUUAUUCCAUUAGUUCAUGGACAAGGUUAUAAAGGAGUUAUUUGGACACAUUCAAAUAUUUGUGCAGCAUUAAAAUCAAAUGAUCCAGGAUUAUCAUCAGAAAUGACUAUUAUGGAAGUACUUCCACAAUCAGCAUUUGGAGAAAGAAUAUAUGGAAUGUAUUUUGCAUUAAAUGCAGAAUUACAUGUAAUUAUUGCACAACCAACAGAUCUUCAAUUUGGAGGACCUAAAUUUAUGAAAAUGUUAAAACAACAUAAGCCAAAGUUUAUGUUAGGAACACCAAGAAUAUAUGAAAAAAUAUCAAAUUAUGCUAGUGAUAAAAUUGAUAAGUCUACUAUUCUUACUCGUAAAGCAAAAAAUUUUGCAGCUAAAAAAGGAGUUGAUGGACAAAUGAAACAAGGAGUUGGAGAAUCUAAACCAAAAGGAUAUGGAAUUUCAAGAACUCUUGUUUAUAAUAAAGCAUUAAAAGCUAUUGGAUUACAUAAAUGUUAUUGUGCAUGUUGGGGAGUUAUGAGUGAAAAAUCAAGAGCAAAAUGUCUUGGACUUGGAAUUACUGUAUUUGAAGGAUUAAUGUUACCAGAAACAACAGGAUUUUGUUUAAUGCAAAAGAAAAAUUUAUAUGUUCCAGGAAGUUAUGGAUGUAAAGUAAAAGAAUGUAAUAUUGAAAUAAGAGAAGGAGAAAUUGUUGCAAAUGGAAGUGUUGUUUCAUGUGGAUAUUGUAAUGAAGGAAGUCAACAUGUUUAUCCAUUUGAAAAUGGAUUUAAAACAUAUUUAAUGGCAACAUCAUCUAAGUUUGGUAAAGAAAAAGAAGAAUUUUAUCAACCAAAUGGAUAUAAAUAUCCAUUAAUUGUUACUUCUAAUGCAGAAAUGAUUGAACCACAUUAUAUUGAAAAAAUGUUAUGUACUAUUCCUACUAUUGUUAAAUGUAUUAUUCUUGGAGAAAAUGAAAAAUUCCUUUCAGCAUUAUUUGAAAUUAAUUAUGAUAAAGCAAAAGAAGAAUUAAAAGAAAAAUGUCCAAGUAAAGAAAAUAUUAGAAGUGAUGCAUUCUUUGGUACAUUCUUAAGACAAAAAGUUGAAGCAUUUAAUCAAACAUUACCAAGAUCAUAUAGAAUAAAGAAAUUUGUUGUUGUUGAUUUACCUGAUGUUGAAUGUGCUACUGAAUCAAAUACUUCAAUGGAGAAAAGAAAUGCAACAAUUAAAAAGUAUGAGAAAGGAAUUGAUAAAUUAUAUCAUCAACCUAAAGCUGUUGAAGAAGCAGAUGAAAAGAAAAGAAAGAAAGAACAAGAAGAAAUUCAAAAACAAAGAAGAAAAGAAGAAAAAGAAAGAGAAAAACAAGCAAAGAAACAAAAGAAGGAAGAAAAAAAGAAUUCUAAGAAAGAUUAA
Entamoeba histolytica HM-1:IMSS is the source of this 2325-nucleotide messenger RNA. RefSeq names its product long-chain-fatty-acid--CoA ligase, putative. NCBI's taxonomy places the organism in Eukaryota, Evosea, Mastigamoebida, Endamoebidae. The record is from RefSeq and is a predicted model, not a curated record. Bases 1 to 2325 code for a protein of 774 amino acids. The transcript has a single exon.